AUGCCAAACAGGGAGAGCAAUCACAAGAAAGCAGCAUGCCACAACUGCAUCAAGAGACGAAUCAUCUGUGAUAAGACUGGAGAUUCUUGCCACAAAUGUGCCAAGAAGAAUCUGGCUUGUCCCGGUUACGGAAUAAGGUACCGGUUCGCUAAAGAGACGACUAGCUCGAGCGUACCGUCGCCGACACCUUCGGAGGGGCAGCAAGGCGGGUUGAAACACCAGAGGAACAUCCGUCAGUGGAUUGAAUAUUCGGGAGAAUCAGUGGCGGCUGGAUCACGGCCGUCAAAAACACCACCAGCAGCUGGAUACGGGGGAAGUUCGUUGAUAACCGCUUCCUCAUACCUCUCGCAAGCCACAAUACCGAGGGCAUUAUCAGAGUUGGACCCCAGGACUCGUUGCUACUUCCUGCACUUUGCUGUACAUGUUUCCCAUUUCAUGGUGAUCUUCGACGACGAAGCAAAUGGAUACCGGCACCACGUAUUGCCCAUGGCGCACAGUGAUCCCCUCGUCCAAAAAGCCGUGUGCAUCGUAUCCGCCUUCCACCUGUCGGCCAAGCACCCGCGGCUUCGUCCUCCCGCCGAGGUCGUGAGGGCCGAUCUGAUCCGACGGCUCUCCCGAUCGGCGGCGGUGAAACCCGAUCUUAGCGAGACCGCGUGGGCGACCCUCCUUUUGCUCACCAUGGCCGAUCUCAUAACGGGCCACGAGGACGUUACCUCGCUAAUGGUGAUCCUGAACACGUUUGUCGACGCCCGCGGACCUCCCAAGGAAUCCGCAAGCGGGUUGGAGAAGUUUUUGUAUUUCCAAUCUUCCGUGCUAGGAUUCUUCCGGCGUCCGUUCUCGCCUCCGGGCCCGCGCCCGCUGCCGCCGCAGCGGCUGCUCAGCCACCCGGUGGCCACGUUCGAGGCGUACACGCAGGGGCUGCACAACUGCCAGAAGCACGAGGCGCCGCCGCUGUACAAGGGCGAGGCGUACGCGUCGCGCUUCCCGCUGUACGAGGAGGCGUUCCGGCUCGCGGGCGAGAUCUACACGGCGCGCAUGGAGGCUGUCGACCCGCGGCCCGCCUUGUGCGGCGGCCACGACGACCGCCACUUCCGCUGCAUGAAGGAGCACGUCCGCCGCAUCCGCGCCCUGUGCGAGCAGAUCGACCCCGCGGAGCAGGGGACGCAUGUCAUCUCUUGGCCGAUUUUCGUCGCGGCUAUGGAGAGCUGCAGCGAGAGCGAUCGCGAGUUCUUCGCUGCGGCGCUGAGGAGGAUCUGGGAGCGGUGCGGGUACGCGAAUAUCUCGCGCGGCUUGGAGACGUUGCCGGAGCUGUGGGAUAAGAGUCGGAAUAGGAGUUGGACGUCGGUUAUGGGCGAUUAUAAGGGUUUGGUCGUGUGUUGA
This is a messenger RNA of Annulohypoxylon truncatum, 1380 nucleotides long. RefSeq lists its product as uncharacterized. The record is from RefSeq and is a predicted model, not a curated record. The coding region runs from base 1 to 1380 and encodes 459 amino acids. The transcript has 4 exons. Gene Ontology annotation, molecular function: transcription cis-regulatory region binding; zinc ion binding; DNA-binding transcription factor activity, RNA polymerase II-specific. Gene Ontology annotation, biological process: positive regulation of transcription by RNA polymerase II. Gene Ontology annotation, cellular component: nucleus. NCBI's taxonomy places the organism in Eukaryota, Fungi, Ascomycota, Sordariomycetes, Xylariales, Hypoxylaceae.